Molecule: messenger RNA, 704 nt
Organism: Zymoseptoria tritici IPO323
Lineage: Eukaryota; Fungi; Ascomycota; Dothideomycetes; Mycosphaerellales; Mycosphaerellaceae
Exons: 2
Coding region: 201-704 (167 amino acids)
Biological process (GO): DNA-templated transcription; transcription initiation at RNA polymerase II promoter; positive regulation of nuclear-transcribed mRNA poly(A) tail shortening
Cellular component (GO): RNA polymerase II, core complex; P-body
Molecular function (GO): single-stranded RNA binding; single-stranded DNA binding; translation initiation factor binding
Source: RefSeq, a predicted model, not a curated record
CGUCCUCUCCAUCGAACAGUCGCUCCUUACUCGCGCCCACUGACACGAAACUAUCCUUCAGCGCUUUUCACUUCGUGCGGCCUCCAGUCGCAAACGACAUUCAACCCUCAUCGCACGAGCCUUCACCGGAACAACACCACUGCCACGAGCGACCCACAACGCACAUCGUAGACACCACCUCGCGUAUCCACUUGCCCAGCAUGUUCUUCGUCAAGAAUAUGGACCGCGAGGUGACGAUCCACCCUUCCUACUUCAACAGCGAUGCGGAGAAAAUCGUGCUGGACAGACUGCGCGCAGAUAUCGAAGGGACAAUCGAGGGAACACUCAUGGUGAUUCGGAUCGUGGAUGUGGAGGAUAUUAGCGAGCCCAAGCUGCAGCCGGGCACUGGGAUGGCGGUCUACCACUUGCACUACCGCGCGAUUGUUUGGAGGCCUUUUCGUGGGGAGGUGGUGGAUGGAUUGGUCAGCAGUGUGGUGAACAAUGGCUUCUUCGUGGACGUGGGCGCAUUGAGCGUGUUUGUGAGCAAAGCGAUGAUUCCCAGUACUCUAAAGUACACCAUGGAGGGCUCGACGCCGGCGUUUACGGACAACCAAGACCAGAGCGUGGAGAGAGGCACACAAGUGCGCCUGCGGAUCAAGGGUAUUCGUGGAGAGAUGGGCAGCAUGUAUGCCAUCGGCAGCAUUCGCGAGGAUUACCUUGGGUAA